GCAGACUGAUUGUAAUUCAGAGUGGCGGUAGACUUCGGUACCAGUUCCCCGUACGGCCGCGUCCUUUCUCCGUGCCUCUUUUUCUCUUUUCGUUCUUCUUCGUUCUUGCGUGCGGUCCUUGGUGAUUUUUCAAAAAGAUUUUCUCCUCUUCCUCGAUAUCAAUCUCGUCACCGAUACGCGUACAAGAAGAAGUACAGCUCGAACGAGAACUUGGAGUCGAUCGUCGAUGAUCAUAGGUCCCAGUCAACGCGACAGACGCGAGAAACCGAGGAGACGUUGCUCGACCACGUUCGACGAGGUGCGUGCCUCUACGAAAACUCGCGAGACUUCGUAAAGAUUAUCCGGCGAGCUACCUGCUUGGGAAACACACGAGAUCGAUAGUGUCGUGGCAACGACGUUUUAGACUGACCCUGCUGGCGAGUUGUUCCAACCUGGAAUAACUCGAUCCUGCACGUUUUCCCGCCAGGACAACCCAUUUUCGAUAAGAUUCAUGCUCGACACGGUCAACCGAGUGGCAAUCGAGCGAAGCUGGAAUUGUUUUUGGGAAGAAGAACGAUAGUUCGAAGAGGAAGAUCGGAGAUUUUGAAGGAUCGAAAAGACACGUGGAUCAUUGGUCGCGUCAUCUUGCGAUCAGCUGAGGCACAAACGACCAACGAACGCGUGCGUGUAGUCAGUGACACCGGGGUGAAGGGACAUUUAUCUUGGACUUUGUGACAUUCACGGUGAUCGCCUGGCGCCUGAAGAGAUUUUGACAGAGGAAUUUUCAAAAUUUUCAAGUUACUGAACGAAGCAGCAGAAUGGCCAGGUGGAAUCGUAUGUUCGCAUGGGAAAGGUGUGUCGGAAGUGUCCUUUUGGCAACUCUAUUCGCCGUUUCGCACGUUAAAUCCGAGGAGCAGAAGUCGACUGUAUCGCAGACUGCAGCUAUGAACUAUCUGUCUCAAUUUGGCUACUUACAACCUAUCAAUCCAACAAGUGGUGGAAUUAUAUCUCAGGAUACACUCUCGAAAGCGAUCUCGGAAUUUCAAGCUUUUGCUGGAUUAAAUAUUACAGGUGACUUCGACGAUGAAACAUUUAAGCUAAUGGCAUUACCGAGGUGUGGCGUUAAAGACAAAGUUGGUCCUGGCUUUGGAAGAUCGAAGCGAUACGCUCUUCAAGGCUCAAGAUGGCGUGUGAAGAAACUGACGUACAAGAUCAGCAAGUAUCCGCGAAAUUUGCCACAGCACAAAGUCGACGACGAGCUGAACAAGGCGUUCAAAGUAUGGUCUGAAUAUACAGAUCUCGUUUUCAUCCAAAAAAAGUCGGGCCAGGUCCACAUUGAGAUUAGAUUUGAGAAAGGUGAACAUGGAGAUGGAGAUCCUUUCGACGGACCUGGUGGCACUUUGGCUCACGCUUAUUUCCCCGUAUACGGUGGUGAUGCCCAUUUUGAUGAUGCAGAGCAAUGGACCAUCGACAGUUUCCGUGGCACGAAUCUCUUCCAAGUAGCCGCUCACGAGUUUGGUCAUUCCCUCGGAUUGAGCCAUAGCGACGUUAAGGCUGCUCUAAUGGCACCCUUCUAUCGCGGCUACCAACCUUAUUUCCAGUUAGAUGACGAUGAUAUUCAGGGUAUCCAGGCUUUGUAUGGAAAAAAAUCGGCAAAUAGUGGUGGCGUUCCAACUGGACCGAGAUAUGGAACCACUACUGCGUCACCACCCAGCGAAGAAGACUCCGAGCUCUGCACGGAUCCAAAAGUCGACACUAUGUUCAAUUCUGCAGAGGGGCAUAUGUAUGCGUUCAAGGGUGAUCGUUACUGGAGAUUAACCGCGGAUGGUGUAGCAGUCGGCUAUCCUAAGCUCAUUUCACACUCAUGGAAAGGACUACCAGGAAACAUAGACGCUGCAUUUACAUACAAAAAUGGAAAAACUUAUUUCUUCAAGGGCUCGAAAUAUUGGAGAUACGUAGGCAAGAGAAUGGAUGGAGAUUACCCGAAGGAAAUCAGCGAAGGUUUUACAGGAAUUCCAGAUAAUAUCGACACUGUGACUGUUUGGACCGGAAACGGCAAGAUUUACUUCUACAAGGGCGCCAAAUUCUGGAGAUUUGACCCUGCUCAAAAACCACCCGUGAAGAACACCUAUCCAAAAUUGAUCUCAAACUGGGAAGGUAUCCCAAAUAAUCUUGAUGCCUCGAUCGUUUAUCGUGGUUACACGUAUUUCUUCAAGGGAGAUGCUUAUUAUCGAUUCAAUGACAGAACCUUCUCCGUGGAUGUUGCUGAUCCAGCAUUCCCUAGAGCGACGGCGUAUUGGUGGUUCGGGUGCAGAUCAGCCAACAAGGGAACGUUAGGUAAUGUCCAAUGGCUUCACGAAAAUCCCGAAGAUAUAUUUCCGCAUGCUGGCAUCCUCACGCCCGAUGAUGGUGACCAUGAUAGUGACGACGAUGAGGUCGGAGACAUCAUUUUAGAUGCAGGCGAAACGGACGAACAGCUAGUCACGUCUUCCAAUCAGGAUGCGGACUCUGCGGCGGGAAACGUUUCCACGGCAACGUCGAUAUCGUGGUAUCUUCCGUUCAGUUUGAUGACCAUGAUCUUCGCUAAAAUUGUUGCCACUACGUAAAAGAUAGGGACGAUUUAUUUGUUGAAGAUCAUAUAAAGCAAUGGGAUCAUCAACGAUGGGAAGUCCAGUAUAGUUAAUUAAUCACACGGACCAUUAAAAUGGGGAAAGUGAGACUCAAAGUGUGUCGUACACGAAAAAUGGAAACUGUGCCAAAAAAAUGGCAUUGUGCUAAUCGGCGCUCAUGAAUCGUGGGUGAUAAUCAUUUUAGGUCAACGAACGUGUUGAAGCGAGAUUCUGUUCGUUACUAUGUAUUUUAAUCUCUCAUGGAACAAUCAUUCCAAUUGAAGCAACGUUGCGCAUCUACAAUAGUUGUUUAAAAAAAGUUUGCUUCACUCUAGAUAAUAAGUAUUCUGCGCAGCAUGUUUUAUAAGAUGUGAUAAGAUUUUACACUUUGUUAAUCGAUCGUUUCGACGCAUCUUACAAGACAUGCUAUAUAUAUGUAAAAUACACAAAACAACAUGUAACAUAUGUUUAUACAUAAUAUUUUAAGUCACAUGCAAUAUUAUGUCAUCAAACCUUUUACACUGCCUAUUUAUUCUUUAUUCGUACAUCGUGAUUUGUAUAAACAUUAAUGUUGAAGGCACUUAUUUUGCGCGUCCAUGCAGUACAUAUAGGUUUAAAAAAGAACUGAGAUAUGCUGUAACAUGACAAAUAGCAAAUAAAGAUAGCAGUCGAUUGGUUUCUUCACUGACAGUAUUAUGAGUAUUAUAGAGUUUUCAUUAUUUCCUAUAAGAAUGUAAAUAUAUACUUCUCAGAAUGUAAGGAAACAACGCAAAGAAUUCUGAAAACAUCUAAAAACCUUAAAAUAAUGACUUUGUAACUUGCUGUAUUAAUAAGUGUAAUAAGAAAGCUAUGAAAACAUCUAUAGUACUCAUGUUAAAUGACUGUAUCAAAAAAAUAUUUAUCUUCCGUACAAGUGCCUUAAAAUGUUCUGAAAAUAUUAUAGUAAAUUGCAUCUUUCUUUUAUAAGUUUCUAUUAAUUUGUUGUUACUAUUGUUGAUUAAUUAACAGCAAUCCCUAUAAUUUUCUUUUUUUUCACUUAUGUAACAGAUUUUCUCUAAACAACUUUCUGUAUUUUGUUUUAUUAUGUAAUAGGACUAUAAUAAAUAAUGUUGAUGAUAGUUACAUAUUAAUUCCAGAUGAUAAUGUUAUGAAUAUGAGAUUUAAUGCAAUAUCUUGAAAACAACAAUUUUUAUUAUUUUGAAAAGAAUAAUCAUUUGUAUUGUGCUUCAAAACCAAAAUGAUAUGAAAGGCAAUUAUGUAUAAUGUGUGUAUAUGCACUUUAUAAAAUACAUGUACGUUAUGUAUUGUAAAUACCUUUUAACACAUAACUAUUCUGUGUAUAUUAGUUAAAUAUUUAGCUUAAAAUUUAGAAAAAAUUAGUUUAAAAGAUAUUAAAUAUUGCAAUAAAAAUAUAAACAGUAUUUACAAAUCAUAGUGUACGUGUAUCUUUAUAGUAAUUAAGACAUUACCAUGUUUCUUUACAUUCUAAGAAAGGUUUUCAUAAUUUUGUUACAAAUAAAUAAUUAAGUACUUAAGAAUGACCUAGCAUUUAAGGAGAAAUAAUGCACAAAACGCCUUGUACAGUUUUUUAAUACUUGUUAAAUAAAUUGCUUUUUCAAAGAA
Molecule: messenger RNA, 4211 nt
Organism: Bombus impatiens (common eastern bumble bee)
Lineage: Eukaryota; Metazoa; Arthropoda; Insecta; Hymenoptera; Apidae
Gene: Mmp1
Product: matrix metalloproteinase-14
Exons: 10
Coding region: 798-2585 (595 amino acids)
Biological process (GO): collagen catabolic process; proteolysis; extracellular matrix organization
Cellular component (GO): extracellular matrix
Molecular function (GO): metalloendopeptidase activity; zinc ion binding
Source: RefSeq, a predicted model, not a curated record